This is a messenger RNA of Cotesia glomerata, 1882 nucleotides long. RefSeq names its product putative ankyrin repeat protein RF_0381. Lineage: Eukaryota; Metazoa; Arthropoda; Insecta; Hymenoptera; Braconidae. The transcript is spliced from 2 exons. Bases 266 to 1795 code for a protein of 509 amino acids. The record is from RefSeq and is a predicted model, not a curated record. Gene Ontology annotation, molecular function: protein binding.
CUUAUUACUUAUUAGUCGUCACGAAAUAGUCGGAACCGUUAGAACUAAAAAUUAAUGAACUUGAAAAUCUAAAUCUUUUAAAAUUACUCAAUUAAGUAAAGUGAAAAUUAUUUCUUCUCAGUAUUACAUUUGUAAUAAGCGCUGAAUCAAGUGACCACUCUUAUAAGAUUUAACAGUACAAGACAAGUACAGCAGUAUUUAGUUUGGUUAAAGUAUUUCAGAUUAUACUUUGGCGAUUAGAAAAAUAAGAAAUCAGUUUAUCAAAAUGACGUCGACAGAACAAGUCUACCCAAGUUCUAACAGUAAUCGUUCUUUGAAUCAACUUCACGAUGCAAUACGUUUGGGAAAGUACGACAUUGUCGAAAAACUUGUCCUCGACGGAGUCGACAUCAAUAGUCACGGAAGAUGUGGUUCAACUCCACUCCACUUAGCUGUUAAGUAUGAACAUCUGAAUAUAAUGAAGUAUCUUUUAAAAAAUGGCGCCUCGCCUGAAUCUCAAUAUUUAUCUCCACGUUACGCUGAGUGGACUCCGCUUCAUUUCGCCUGUGAAUUAGGAAGGUUAAAAUGUGCAAAGUUACUUUUAAUACAUGGAGCGAAUAUUAAUCCAAAUAACGGGGAUGAUAUUCACCCAAUACAUGUCGCAGUAACAAAACUCGACCAUCGAAUGAUAACUUUACUUCUAGAAAAUGGUGCAAAUCCCAACGCUCGAUUUCGUGACAAUUUUUUUAUCCGCAACGGUGGAGUUGUUCCUUCGGCUUUCAAACAUCUUAAUUAUACAUUAUUAUUUUAUGCAGUAAGUAUGGAUUCUGUUGAUGUGGCAAAGCUGUUAUUAAAGUAUGGUGCUAACGUCAAUGAUAAAUCUACAGAAUCGGAUCGAACUCUAUUGAUGGAAGCUGGACAUAGAAAUAAUCUUGAAAUGGUCCAAUUAUUGUUAGAAAAUGGUGCAUCUGUUAACGAUUAUGAUGUACUUGGAGGAACAGCAUUAUUUUAUACUCUUCUUGAUCGUUGUGUUGUACAUUAUCAAUUUGUUAAAUCAUAUGAUCAAAUCAAAAAAUUAAAAUUAAUUAAACUUCUUUUACGUUCCGGUGCCAAUGUUAAUAUUAGUGUGAAAACCCGGACGAUUUUGGAAAUUGCUGUAAUUUCAGGAUUAAGGGAUAUAGUUAGAUAUCUUUUAUAUUUUACAAAUAUUAAUUUAAAUAUGAAUGAUAUUAAAAUUUUAAAGCUUACAUAUUUGGCGGAUAAUCGAAUAAUACCAGAUAUUCGAGAUGAUAUUGAGUAUUUAAACAAGUAUAGAAGAAAUUUGAUUGAAAUCAGAUAUGAUCUGAUAUCAGAGUGGUAUAGAAGACAUAUGAUCGGUAUGUCGGUGAAAGAUAUUUCUUCAGAAAUAAAUAAUCCUGAAUGGUUCAAUUAUGAUGUCAGCAAUCAGGAACAUGAGCGGAGAAUAAAAUUGAUAAAAGAACAAAUUAAUAAAAUUUUAAACAGUUUAAAAUGCGAAAUAAUAGACGGCACGAAUAUUUCAUUAUUCAAUAUACUCACUAUCAAUAAAAGAGGCUUAGUAAAACUCACAUUCAAUGAAAAAUUAAGAAGGUUUUGUUUAAGGGAUUAUAAAAAUAAAUAUUUCAUGUACUACUCUAUGCUGAAAACUCGUUUGAAUUAUGCAAUUCAAAAAAGCUUAUUGAUUGAAAAGGCUAUUAAAUUAAUUCAUGAUGUUUUAUGUUCUCAAAUACCACAAGACUGCUGCGAAGAAAUCGUAUCUUAUUUAAAUGACGACGACUUAAAUGUAUUUGUUGAUUAAUUUUUAUAUGUGGUUUUGUACUAUAAUUAUGUGUUUGUAGAAUACAGAUGAUUGUUAAUAAAUAAAUAAAGUGUUUGUCAAUUAUUA